UGUGAUUGUGUGCUUGCGCAUCGGAGAGAGUUCCUACAGCCGCGUAGCGGCAAUAAACAGCUUUUUGCUCUCUGCCUGUGUUUGUUGAUAAUCGGAUCAGGGUUGAAAGUAUUUGGGGAAGCAUCAACACCGAUGAAUCCAAGUUCCAGUCGCAAGUCGCCACUAUCACAACAAUGUCUCUUGUUGUUGUUAUGGGGACAGGACGAGAGGACCCAAACGCUUGACAGGGAUGCAGAGACGGGGUGGAAAGGAAAGGGGGUUUAUUGGAACAAGGGGUAACGACAAGCCGGGGCUAGGCAAGCGGUGGUCAGGCAGGAAGGGGCUCGGCGGUAGGCGUGUAGUCAGGCAGGCGAGGAUUCGGCAACGGGUAAACAGGGUGACGGACGGAGAACUUCAGAAGAGGGAAAAGGGUUACUCGAGGACAGGGAAAACGGACUGGAUUUAGUUUAACGCUGGUAGGACCGAUACUGACUGAGGUGUAGUAAACGAAGAACUGGCACCGGGCGGCUGAAGUAGGGGACGGCGAUUGCAGAAUGCAGACAAGUGUGUUGAGAGAGUGAGGACCAGUUGCGCCAAGCGGCCACUAGAUGGGGAUGUUGGACCGGUUAGCAGGACAUGGCUUGUUUUGCACCGGCUCUCUUUUAACUCCAGAAAGAAGAGAACACACAUCAACGCAUUUGAAGAGGCCAACACAGGUAGUCAUUUAGUAAGUCAGGUUCUUUGUUGUCCCCAAGGGGAUAAUUGUACUCACACAGUAAAGUCAAGUUGGUUUCAGGGCAGCAUACGUUUGAAGAGACGGAACACAGUGUAGCAACACUGUAGCACACAGAUAUCAAAUAAAUUAUUUCCCCACAUAUACAACAAAUAAACCCUCUUCCCACAAAUUCCAAAGAAAAACAUGUAGACAGAAAUAAACAUGACAUGAACCAUAUACACUGAUGAAAAAUCUACAUAUUUUUGUUCACUGCUAUGAUAGCUGAGGGGACUAAACUUUUUUUUUUGGGGCUUUUCUCCAGUUCAUUCCCCUAUAUCUGCGGAAAGAUGGGAGUAAUUUGAAGAAUUGGCCAAGGGAAUGGUCAGGGACGCUGACUAUUGCACGUGCCAGGCGUGCUAUAGCAAGCUCAUUUGCCUCUGACAGGCAGGGGGAGGGUGAUUAUCUUGGAUGCACCCUUGCCGGGAUGCCAUCCGGCCCUGGGGCCUUGCCAAUUUUGCACCUGGCCAGCUGUGGCUGUACAUCCUCCUGAGUGAAGGGUGGGUGCUGGGGUUCUACCAGCGCCUUCACAGGAGGCGGUGUAGUCCUGGGUGUCAAACCGGUUGAAGAACCUGUUCAGGGAGUUGGCAAAGUGCAUGAACGCAGUGCAGCCAUGUGUCGUGUGGGCGGAGCCAGGGGUUAGGGGAGGAGCCAGGGGUUAGGAGAGGAGGGGAGAGUACGUCAGGUAGAGGAAACGAAACUUAAGGAUCAGAUCAACCAAAGCACCCGACGUGGAAGCAGUUCUCUCGGUCAGGAGAAAAAUAAAAAGCAUUUUGAAACACGCUGACGGACUGAAACAACAUCAAGGAAUGGCCUCUGCUAACACCUCCUGGCCUGAAGAGAACUUUUCAUGUUCCAUCUGUCUGGAUGUGUUCAGCAGCCCAGUUUCCACACCAUGUGGACACAACUUCUGCAGAACCUGUAUUACUAAGUUCUGGGAUGAACAAGUCAAGUACAAAUGUCCCGUUUGCAACGAGCUUUUCAACACAAGACCUGAUUUACGGGUCAAUAUCCUCUUUUCAGAGAUGGUUGAAUGGUUUGGAACGUCGGUACGAGUAAAAGAGCAGCCUUGUGUUGGACCAGCAGAAGUUCCCUGUGACGUCUGUACUGGGACCCAGCUGAAGGCCGUGAAGUCCUGCCUAGUGUGUCUAAUCUCUUACUGCCAAACCCACCUGGAGCCACACCAGAGAGUCGCAGGUCUGAAGAAACAUCGGCUGGUCGAGCCUAUGGACCGUCUGGACGACAGGAUGUGUAAGAAACACGACAGACUUCUGGAGCUCUUCUGCAAGACUGAACAGGUGUGUGUGUGUCUGUUCUGCACAGAGACGGACCACAAGUCCCAUCCUGUUAUACCUCUAAAGGAGGAAUAUGAAGUGAAGACGGCCCAGCUGGGGAAGAUAGAGGCUGAAGUUAAGCAGUUGAUCCAGGAGAGACAAAAAAAUAUUCAGGAGAUUAAAGACGCAGUUAAACGCAUCAAAGCAGACUCAGACAGAGAGAUAGCUGAUGGUGUGCAGGUCCUCACUGCUCUGAUGCGCCGCAUUGAAAAGUGCCAGGAUGAUCUCAACCAAAUGGUUAAAGAGAAACUGAAAUCCACAGUGAAACAAGCUGAAGACCUCAUCAAAGAGCUGGAGCAGGAAAUAGAAGAUCUGACCAAUAGAAGUUCAGAGGUGAAGCUGCUCUCACACACAAAAGACCACCUCCACUUGCUCCAGACCUUCAGAUCUCUGAAGGAUCCUCCACCCCCCAGGGACUGGACCACGGUGGAGGUCCGUCCUCCGUCAUACGUAGGGACAUUGAGGAGAUCCCUGGAUCAGCUGGAGGAGACACUGAACAUGGAGAUGAAGAAGCUGCGUGAUGCUGAACUGAAGAUGGUCCAGCAGUAUGAAGUGGAUGUGACUCUGGAUCCUGAUACAGCUCAUCCCCGUCUCAUCCUGUCUGAGGAUGGGAAACAGGUACAUGAUGGAGGUGUGUGGAAGGAACUCCCAGACAACCCCAAGAGAUUUACACGGUGGGGAGGUGUUCUCACGAGGCAGAGCUUCUCCUCAGGGAGAUUUUACUUUGAGGUCCAGGUUAAAGACAAGACUGAAUCGUGGUUAGGAGUGGCCAGAGAGUCUAUCGACAGAAAAUGUCUGAUACUGUUGACCCCUGAGACGGGUUACUGGACUCUUCUCUACUACAAGGAUGUGUUGGUAUUUAGAGAUGACCCUUCUGUCCGUGUCCCUCUGAGAGCUGAGCUCCAGAAGGUGGGGGUGUUUGUUGAUUAUGAUGAGGGUCUGGUCUCCUUCUACGAUGUGGAAGCCAGGGUUCAUCUCUACUCUGCUACUGGCUGCACCUUCGGUGAGCCUCUCUAUCCAAUCCUCCACCCAGGUCCCCGUGAACACAAAGGUAACAACUCCGCCCCCCUGAUCAUCUCACCUGUCAAUCAAACAGACUAGGACCUUUGUUUGGUAAUAAAAUAAUCAAAUGACCAAAACAACUAAUGUUGUUUCCUGAAUUAGAAUCUCUACUAUGUGAGGUCUGAGAGAACUGUAUUCAUAUCUUACUCUUCACUGUCUUCUAAGGAGUAAUUCAUUAAGCCACGAACACUGUACUAUAAAAAAUAUAACCCCUUAUAACCUAUAAGACUACGCUAUAAUGUUCAACGUCUUUUAUCGGAGUGUUUUUUUAUAUUUUUAAUUAAUGAAAAAAAUGUAAUCAGAUAUUGUGAAAUGUUGAUUUUGAUUAUCAUUAGUUGUUUUAACCAAAUAGUAAUAUUCGUUUAUUUUUGAAUCAUGUUUGACAACACAAUAUAAUGUUUGUAAACUUUUGAGAUUUGAAUAAAAAUGUACUAGAAUGAG
Gadus morhua (Atlantic cod) is the source of this 3588-nucleotide messenger RNA. RefSeq names its product E3 ubiquitin-protein ligase TRIM39-like. The transcript has 2 exons. The coding region runs from base 1561 to 3186 and encodes 541 amino acids. Lineage: Eukaryota; Metazoa; Chordata; Actinopteri; Gadiformes; Gadidae. Gene Ontology annotation, molecular function: zinc ion binding; protein binding. The record is from RefSeq and is a predicted model, not a curated record.